Messenger RNA from Penicillium hordei, 1497 nucleotides. RefSeq names its product cytochrome P450. The transcript has 2 exons. Gene Ontology annotation, molecular function: oxidoreductase activity, acting on paired donors, with incorporation or reduction of molecular oxygen; monooxygenase activity; iron ion binding. Lineage: Eukaryota; Fungi; Ascomycota; Eurotiomycetes; Eurotiales; Aspergillaceae. The record is from RefSeq and is a predicted model, not a curated record. The coding region runs from base 1 to 1497 and encodes 498 amino acids.
AUGAUCCCCCUCAUCCCCGUCGCUCUCCUCAUCCUCACCUCCUACAUCAUAUACCACCAUGUUAUAAACCCCUACUUCCUCUCUCCACUAUCUUCUAUCCCCAAUGGUCAUUUCACCUCCCCACUAUCCGGCCGCUGGAUUGACCGCAAGCGCAGCACAGGGACGGAAGUCCUCACCAUCUACGCCCUGCACCAAAAGCACGGCCCUAUAGUUCGUCUCGGCCCGAAGGAGCUGAGCGUCAAUUCUCUCCACGGUUUAAGAGUAAUAUACACGGGCGCGUUUGAAAAACACGGCUUCUACAAUGAUGUCUUUGUCAAUUUUAACACUGAAAACUUGGUCGGCAUGACGCACAAUGCGCCACACGCGCACCAGAAGCGCAUGCUGAGCAAGACCUACUCCAAGUCAUUCCUCCAGGAAUCUAGCGAUCUGCGGGUGAUCUCAAAGGUCGUGCUGUGGGAGAGACUCAUGCCUAUUCUCAAGUCUGCUGGGGAGGGCGGAGAGGUGUUGAAUGUGCUGCCGCUGUUUCAGGCGGUUGGGAUGGACUUUACCUCCUCUUUCCUGUUUGGGUUGAGAGAAGGAACGAGAUAUUUGUUUAAUAUUCCCGAGUGGAAGAUAUGGUUGGAGGAGUAUGAGCGGUUCAAGUAUUUGAGUCGUGAUGACCGGUAUAUGGGUUUCAUUGAGGCGUGGUGCCUGGGUUUCUGUGACCGGAUAGAGGCGUCGAAAAUACAGAAGAUCCUUAGUGUUGAGAAGCUGCCAGCCACAAACCCAGUCGUCUAUAACCAGCUGCACCAGAGCCUCCUAGCUCAGAAAGAUCACGAUCCGCGUCCCCUAAACCUGGCAAUCGCGUCUGAACUGCUUGACCACCUAGUUGCAGGUCACGAAACGUCAGGUAUCACCUUCACGUACAUGAUGUGGGAACUGUCGCAGCACCCGGAGCUUCAGGCGGAGCUGCGCAAGGAACUACUCACCUUGUCUCCGUCUCUUCGAUACCCAGACACAGACGGAGAGAACCCGCUACCCUCUCCUUCCGUGAUCGACGCCCUCCCCCUGUUGGACGCUAUGGUCCGUGAGACCCUCCGUGUUCACUCCCCAGCUCCAGCUCAACUCCCCCGUGUCACCCCCACCACAGAAAAGGGAACUUCCCUGCACGGGUACGACAACAUCCCGGGCGGCGUCAGGGUCAGUUCAACAUCCUACUCCCUCCACCGCAUCAGCGAUGUCUACCCGCGCCCACUGGAAUGGCUGCCACGACGAUGGCUCGACCCAGGCGACAGGAUCCACGACAUGAGGCGGUUGUUCUGGCCAUUCGGGAGUGGUGGACGCAUGUGUCUGGGGAGUAAUUUCGCAUUGCAAGAAAUAAAAUUGGUCAUGGCGGCUGUGUAUUCAAAUUACACGACCUCGAUCGUGAAUGACGAGGGGAUCGAACAGGACUACGCGUUUAUUUCGCUGCCACGCGGGCGGAAGCUGAUGCUGAAGUUCAUUCCGGUCAAUGAAUGA